Pimephales promelas (fathead minnow) is the source of this 3286-nucleotide messenger RNA. RefSeq names its product solute carrier family 30 member 2 (gene slc30a2). NCBI's taxonomy places the organism in Eukaryota, Metazoa, Chordata, Actinopteri, Cypriniformes, Leuciscidae. Gene Ontology annotation, biological process: response to zinc ion; zinc ion transmembrane transport. The record is from RefSeq and is a predicted model, not a curated record. Gene Ontology annotation, molecular function: zinc ion transmembrane transporter activity. Gene Ontology annotation, cellular component: plasma membrane.
ACACAGCAUCGGAAUUACUGACCGCAGUCCUGUUUUCUCCUUUCUGUGGACCUGAUGCAAUGAGUGCUUUCACUCAUUUUUCUGAAUCCUCCGAAAAUGACUUGGAAGAAUUUUUAUUUUGCCUUCUAAUUUAAAACGCAUAUUUUAAUUUUCGCUCGCAAUUCGUUUUUUUUUUCCCCCACUGGUCACUGAAGCUGGACCAUGGAUCCUCCACCGACUUCAGAGAAAUCGCAUCUCAUCAACGAAAGAAAUGCCAAAAUAUACUCCUUAAAAUUUAACAGUGAAUUCUCAGGUUCCAAAGAAGGUUGUCCAGACCUGCCUUUGGGAAAUGGGGAUAUGGCUGGUGCCAUCGAGCUGAAGAGGCCUGUGGGAACUCAUUGCCAUGGGAAAAAAGCAGCCUGCGAUGAGAGCCGAGAGAAACUCAUAGCAAAGAAGAAACUGUACAUCGCCUCCAUAGUCUGUCUGGUUUUCAUGAUUGGAGAAGUUAUAGGCGGUUAUCUAGCACACAGUCUAGCCAUUAUGACCGAUGCAGCGCACCUUCUGACGGAUUUUGGCAGUAUGAUGGUCAGUAUUUUUUCCUUGUGGAUCUCCUCAAGACCUCCAACCAAGAGAAUGAACUUUGGCUGGCACAGAUCAGAGAUUCUGGGAGCCCUGGUAUCUGUAAUGUCCAUCUGGAUCGUGACUGGGGUGUUGGUCUACCUUGCCAUUGAGAGGAUAGUAAAAAACGAUUAUGAAAUUGAAGGCAGUGUGAUGCUCGUCACCUCGGGUUGUGCAGUCGUGGUCAACAUCGUAAUGGCCUAUAUUCUUCACCAUUCCACGACCUUCCACAGUCACGGUUCAGGCUACCACAAGAUUGAUGAGAAUGGGAUGAGCCCCGUGGGCCAUGGCCACUCCCACAGCCUCCUGGGGAAUCAUGGGAACACCAGUGUGAGAGCAGCAUUUAUUCAUGUUUUGGGGGAUCUCUUACAGAGCUUUGGAGUCAUGGUGGCCGCCAUUAUCAUCUUCUUCAGGCCAGAAUACAAAAUAGCUGAUCCCAUUUGCACUUUCCUCUUCUCUGUGUUCGUCCUGGGCACCACUAUUACCAUUCUAAGAGAUGUCUUCCGCAUUCUCAUGGAGGGAGUACCCAAAGGAAUCGAGUUUAAUUCAGUGAAAGAGGUGCUGCUGUCUCUGAAGUCAGUGAAGGCCAUGCAUAGCUUACACCUGUGGGCUCUCACCAUAGGCCAGAGUCUGCUAUCUGUUCACAUAGCUAUUGAGGAGAAUGCCGACCCUCAGAGUGUCUUAAAGGAAGCCACUGAACUCCUUCAGACCAAAUUUGGCUUUUACAGCACAACCAUUCAAGUUGAGCCUUAUUGCGAGGACAUGAUCCACUGCUUCCAGUGCCAGGACCCUACGGACUAAGUUCUCCGAGUGCACCGGUGAGGGGAGACCGCCUGUAUAAAAUGUAUGCACACAUAUUAAGCUUCAUUGAGGGUCCAAGCCAGAAAUGGAAACACUGUGCAAAUGUAUCAUCUACAUAUCAUUAUGAAUAUGUACAUGUCAAAUGCAUUUCUAUCGAUUACCAAGGAAAAAUAAAGACAUUUCACGCUGUGCCAUCCUAAAAGAGCAUCGGUUUAUGGGAGGAAUAGCUUUAACAUGAAGUGGUGGGGUUUAGCUUCACAUACUGUAUGCAAAGAUGAAGUGAACUGAGCGGGGGAACAUAAAUAUGAGGCCUGGAUGCAUCACUGUGAGCCUUUUAUUGUGACUUUGCGAGGUUUUGCUUGGAUGGCAAGCAUUGUACAUUAUUGCAGGAGUGUACUGUAAUUGCCUGUCCGUGGUCUUAGGAGAGUAAAAGAUGGGUAUUGACGUGACUUCCUUAAAAACAAUUAGAAUGGGGUUUAUUAUGCCCCAUCCAGCCUGCCGUCUGCUGUCAGCAUGGUUCUAUAAUCAAUGUGAACGUCCGGCAAACUACGGCAUGGUGUCGUAGGGCUUAAAUAGAGAUUCUGCUAAAGUGUAAUUAUGGAUUUUGUUGAGAGAUCUCUCACUAAUGUCUUGUUUCACGGUACAAUACUAUCUGCAAAAGCAAGUGGGUGAUUAACUCUGUUCUUCCUCACUGGCUGCGAUAGUUAAGGACUUGUGUUGUUUUUAAGCGUGGCUUUAUGGGGCUUUGAAAGAACGGCAGAGACAAAAUGACAGAUGACAGUAAUCAACUAAGAAUGAUAUUAAAGGUGAAGUGUGUCAUUUUAAAUACUUUCUCCAUCCUAGUUUCAUGAGCUGAAACCAGGGGCCUCGUUUAUAAAAUGAAAAAAAAUCAAAUUAGUUUUAGAUUUAUCUAAUUUUAGAUUUACACCUAAACAAAAUGCCGUUUUAUAAGAGAAGUCACGAACAAUUGUGCAACAGGUAUUCCGUUUCCGGCACUUCUCAUUCAUUUCUGAGGUAUCCGCAAACAGUGAUUGACUGUCGCACAACUCGGAACGAAAUUUAGAAGGCUGUAAUGUGAUUGGUUAUUAAGGCACACGUGAUCCAAGUUAGCCGUUACGGUUUUUCCAAUGGAGCCACGGUUACUCUCAUAUCUUCCAGUCCAAAUAAUAAAACCAUUUCUGGGGGAGAUCUGAAACCAUUCAGCUGCGCACAAUUUCAAGAUCAUUUGUGAUUUCGAAAUUCCACACAUGGAAGAGAGACGUUUGCACGUUUUUUGUUUUUGCUCGUUCUCUGAAUCACACAUACGCGUAUUGUUUGAGAAAUUAUUGUAAGAUCAAAUGAUGGUUUCUAUGCAACAUUUUAUAAAACAAAGCCCCAGUACAAGGUUAAUAUCCCAACAAAUCUUCUAAAUCAACCAAUUGUGCGACUUUGAGGCGAGACUAUCAACACCGAAUGCAAAUAUCUGUGUGUAUAGUUGACUAAAUGUGCAUUAUAUCACAGAAGAAACAGUGUUAGGUACUGUAUAUCUUUUUGGUUAUUAUAAUUUCCAUGACUUAUUUGGUCAGUCUGUCAAAAGUGAUUUAAAAUGCAAAUUAAUAUUGUAUUUAGAUGAUAACUGGAUGCCACUUGCUGAUUUGAUUUAUACAUGCAAUUUAGUACACUCAAAAAGUGUAAGCCUUUUUCAAGAUUUGCGCAUUUUAGUUAAUAGUAAAAAUCCAAAUAAUAAUUGAUUAAUCCUUAAUUAAUAUAUGUAAGAAUUAUUCAAUUCAAUUUGAUAAGUGUUGUACUAAUUAUUUGAAUGCGUAAAUCUUAUAAAAAGGCUUAAAAUGUGUUUUUUUUUUUGUGUACUACAUACAAACCAUACUAAUACAUUUCUGUAUUUAAAUAA